Messenger RNA from Aureobasidium musti, 1431 nucleotides. The record is from the annotation of a GenBank genome assembly. Lineage: Eukaryota; Fungi; Ascomycota; Dothideomycetes; Dothideales; Saccotheciaceae.
AUGAUACUGUCUACCAAGUUCUCCACUCGCUUUGCGCCCCUUCUGAACUUUCGUCACUGCUCUCGCCCCCACGCCACCUGCGUCCAAGACACGCCUGUUGACCAAGUCGAUCUUGAUCUGAUCCAACACCAGCUCAACCUAAAAUCUCCUGUCGAUACCCUUCGAUGUCUUCUCUUGAAUGAUACCCGUCCGCUAUUUCGACAGAUGCACUUGCGCUCUGUCGUCAAGGAUUCCUUAAAAGUUGACUUUCCUAUCAAUGGUCAGAUGCUCAAUCAUGCAGAAUUUCGUGAAUACAUGGCUGUGAAGCAGGGACCCAAGUUUCGCCGACGACUCAUGAGAGAGCAACUGUUGAGGUGUCAAACCACUCAAGACCUUAUGCGAGUUCUCGCUGUAGCCUUACAGCGCAAAGAAACCACUCGGGACUUAGUAGAUAUGGACCUUUGCAUUGUCCGAGCUCUUUACCGCGCCAGAGAUACCACAACCGAUCUUAAGGUUUUCGGUGCCAUCAGCACAAUCAUCUCACGUUUCCGUAGGGAGAACCUGCCUCUCACACGAUACCUCUUGGCUGUCGGUAUCAAAUUCGCUGCUCGGGCGCGUAGUCUGCCUGGCAUGAAGAGGUAUCUAAAGCUGCACAAGGAACUGGGCUUCCCCAUUGCAAAAACCUUGUUCAGAGCCAUCAUCGCAAAGUUCAGUGUCGGAGUUCACGGAUAUGGUGAAAUUCGUAACGGAAGAUGGUCACGUCGUGAUCUGCUACAAGUUCUUCUUGGCUUCGAGGACACCGUUCCGGAGGACGAACAUCAUCUGGGCCUGUUUCUCGACAGAACCGAAUGGACUCAGUUGUAUGGAUGGCUCGUUGUCUUGUCCCGUUGCAAGGCAUCCGAUGAGCUCUGGAAAGAGUGGUUGCUGUGGCAGGACAAUCCCCUACGGCUUGAAACAGGCAAAGUGGCGUCUCAGUUCAGCGAAAACAAGCUCAGAGGUGAUUACUCGUUCAUUGAGAUGAUGGCCGAUGCGGGAGACACCCGUCGAGCCUGGAAUAUGCUCGGCGAAAGUAAAAUCCCCUUCAAGGAUUGUCGAACUCGGCUGAGGCGAACCCUACUUCGCGAUAUUCAGCAUGCAACUGUUUGGGACGACCAAAUGCCUGUUGAUUUGCUCGCACAAUAUGACUUCGAGUUGAAGAAGGUGGAGAAUGCAUUAGGCAUGGAGUGGAUCAGCCUUGGUGACGACCAGGGCUACCACAAGCCAACAGACACAAUGCACCAGUCUCUCGAAGCACUCUCGUCGCCUUACUUCAAGAUGGAGCCAGACUUUGGUUAUCCUCACGACCUCAGUACAGAAGAGGAUGAAAUGAUGUUGCAUGUCGAAGACAUGUCGAUCUAUCAUCCGACAUCUGCUCGCAAAUCCAAGAAGAGCAGCAACGACACAACCUCCUAA